AUCCGACUUCCCAUUCAACUUUCCACAGAACAAUGGCUUCGAACCAUCGAACAAGUAUUACUUUUACUGCUCAUCGUAGGCAGGUGGAUGUUACCAAAAGGAAAACUUACACAUGAUCAGUUGUCACAGCUCCUAUUAGUGUAUAUUGGUACUGCUGCGGACAUUGUGGAGUUCUUUGAGGCGUUCAAGGAAGACGUGGUAAAACACAAUCGCCUCUUGUCUAUGGUUAUCCUUGGUAUCUGGUCGUGGAGUCUACUUCAGUUCACUCUCGUCCUCACAGCUACCCGGGCUAGGAAGGACCAAUCCGGGGUACUUACGCGAAGUGUCAGCAAAGAUGACGAUCGUUGUUGCACUCCCGAUGUGUUCGGAAUUAUC
This is a messenger RNA of Owenia fusiformis, 375 nucleotides long. The record is from the annotation of a GenBank genome assembly. Lineage: Eukaryota; Metazoa; Annelida; Polychaeta; Sabellida; Oweniidae.